AUGAUUAUUGCCUGGCUUAGUCACUACAUAAGACAUUACAUCCCAACAGGAUUUUUUGUGGAUCCGUAUGAGUUGGCUUCAUUACGAGAGAGAAAUGUAACAGAGGCAGUGAUGGUAUCAGAAAGUUUUAAUAUAGAAGCCCCCAACUAUUUGUCCAAAGAAUCUGAAGUCCUCAUCUAUGCACGACAAGAUGCACAGUGCAUCGAUUGCUUCCAGGCCUUUUUGCCUGUGCACUAUCGCUAUCAUUGGCCACAUAAGAAAGAUAGAGACACCCUGAUUGUGGUCAACAACCCAGAGUUACUGAUGUACUGUGACCAAGAGUUCCUUGUUUUGAAAUGCUGGGCUCAGUCAAAAGUGGCAGCUCCCUGUGCUUUGAAAAGUGAGGAGAUCUGCCAGUGGAACAGCAUGCAGUAUAAAUCAAUACUUAAGAAUUUGACCCUGCAAGUUCCUGUGGGACUGACUAUACACACCACUUUAGUGUGUUCUGUGACUCUGCUUAUUACCAUCCUGUGUUCUACUUUGAUCCUGUUAGCUGUUUUCAAAUAUGGCCAUUUUUCCCUGUAAGUUUUAUAUAGUUAGAUGUUUUCUAGGAACCUAAUAAAUGAGAUCUAUUCCUUU
Messenger RNA from Peromyscus californicus insignis, 618 nucleotides. RefSeq names its product phosphatidylinositol-glycan biosynthesis class X protein-like. Lineage: Eukaryota; Metazoa; Chordata; Mammalia; Rodentia; Cricetidae. The record is from RefSeq and is a predicted model, not a curated record. The transcript has a single exon. Bases 1 to 564 code for a protein of 187 amino acids. Gene Ontology annotation, cellular component: endoplasmic reticulum membrane. Gene Ontology annotation, biological process: GPI anchor biosynthetic process.